AUGUCGCCUGUCCCCGCAGGUUAUCCCAUAGAAAAACUAUCUGGACCUUUGAUCGUCGCUGGUCUCUUACAUUGGGGACUCUUCGGGACCCUUUCCGUGCAGCUUUCAUUUCCGAACGACAGACGAUUUACAAAAUAUCUCGUCUAUGGCAUCUAUGUCGUCGAAUUUGUACAGACGAUCCUUGUUACCCAUGACGCCUUUGCAGAAUUCGGGUACGGCUUCGGUAACAUCGAAGUACUGACUGGGAUGCAUUUUAAUUGGCUCACUGUCCCUAUCAUGAGCGCUGUCGUUGCUUGCAUCAGACAAUCCUUCUAUGCAUACCGAAUCUUCAUACUGUCAAAGUCUCAAAUCGUCCCGUUAUCCUUGACCAGCGCUGUAGCAGCCAUAAUCACAGGCACCUACUGUUUCGAAGCAGGCGAUGUCACUAAACUCAAUAAUCGAAGGACAUCCAUCGCUGUCGGGAUUUGGCGCGGAGCCGCAGCCUUGUGUGAUAUCCUCAUCGCUAUCUGCAUGACUUACUAUCUUAUGCGCUGCGAUACUGGUUUCCGUCGCACCCGGAUGCUUGUCACCAAGUUGAUUCGUCUUACUAUCGAAACGGGAACUAUAACGGCUGUGGUUGCUCUGCUCAACCUUAUCCUCUUUUUUGCGCUUCCUCAUCAGACUUUCUACGGAACGCCGGCGCUCAUCAUGCCCAAGCUGUAUGCUAACACAGUUUACAUGGUACUGAAUUCGCGAAUCCGAAUUCUAGGUGGACGGGAUACUGAUACGUCUUCGCUUGAUAUAAGCAUAACAACCACUAUGAUAAGGGAUAUCACCUCCGAUCCAAUACAGGGCACAUGGAGAACGGAUGGGGUGCAAGGACGGGCAUCAAUGGUCGCGAUAUUCAACGAUGAUUAUGAAAUGGGCCAAAUAAAUGUCAGUCAUGGUGAUUUAAGUGAGUUUUGA
This is a messenger RNA of Desarmillaria tabescens, 945 nucleotides long. RefSeq lists its product as uncharacterized. The record is from RefSeq and is a predicted model, not a curated record. The coding region runs from base 1 to 945 and encodes 314 amino acids. The transcript is spliced from 9 exons. NCBI's taxonomy places the organism in Eukaryota, Fungi, Basidiomycota, Agaricomycetes, Agaricales, Physalacriaceae.